AUGGUAAUGCGUAAGGAUCUAGAGCCUCAAUACCUUGAGGUGGCCAAACAGCUCCUAAUUCAACAAAGAGAAGAAGUAUCAACAGGCAUAGUGUCUAAAUCUGCAUAUCCAUUAGCUUUUAACCAAUAG
Molecule: messenger RNA, 129 nt
Organism: Wallemia ichthyophaga EXF-994
Lineage: Eukaryota; Fungi; Basidiomycota; Wallemiomycetes; Wallemiales; Wallemiaceae
Exons: 2
Coding region: 1-129 (42 amino acids)
Source: RefSeq, a predicted model, not a curated record